AAGAUAUCGCCUGAUAACACGAAUGAUGGGGAAUGUUUAUUGCUACGUCAACAAUCCGAGAUAUGAGGUUAAAAGACACCUCUAGCUUCUGCCAGUCAAAAUUCAGUGUUCGAUGUCACAUUAAUUAUGAAAAAAUUACGGGAUAUAAAUUUAAUUGAAUGAGUAUUACACACUACCUGUGAUUUUAAAAAGAACAUAAUGUUCAAAUUGGAGUCGUACAUCACUCCAGUACUUCUCAAUUAUGUUGGGAAGUACGUGAAGAACUUCAAACCAGAACAGUCACAGGUGUCCCUCUGGGGUGGAGACGCAGCAUUUCAAAACCUGGACCUUCGACUGAACGUUUUGAACGAGCAAUUGGAUCUGCCCUUCAGCUUCGUGAGUGGUCACAUCCACGAGCUCCUCAUCCACGUACCCUGGGUGAAGAUCACCUCCGAGCCGAUAGUAAUAACGAUAAACACGAUAGAAUGCAUUUUAAAAAUGAAAGACAACUCGGAAAAAGAGGAGGAGAUCACCCCACGUGUCCAGGAUUCGUUCCAGGAUGACACACCACCUGGAUACAUGAAGAGUAUCGUAACAAAAGUUGUCAACAACAUAACGAUAAACUGCAAUAACUUAAUCCUGAAAUUUGUGGAGGAGGAUAUUGUCCUGAGUGUGAAUAUUCGAUGUCUCUCGAUGCAGACAGUCAACGACUCCUGGCAGCCGACAUUCACUGACGUCAACGACAUGAUCCUCCGCAAGGUCAUCACAAUCGAGGAUCUUACCCUGUGUCUGGACAAGAUGGAUUCAUCAGGAAAAAUUGACAUCUACCAGGAUCCAGUGGUCUACCGUUGCUCCAUGACAAUCAGAGCAAUAAUUAAUUGCCAGAGUAGCUCAUCUAGACGCUCGACAAUAACUCGAUUCGACAUUCACUCGUCGAAGAUGGAGUUCUCGAUAACAGAGCAGCAGAUUCCCAUGAUUUUGCGAUUAAUCUCGAUGCUCAUGGCUCUACAGUCGAAGAGAGCAAUUCUGAAUCGUCGAAAGUCAUCGAUGUCUGAGGAAAUUCAGUCGGAAAUUGGGGAAAUCGAUGAGAGUAUAUCUCAAACUCCAAUUUCAAACAGCAAUGGGUGGGGUACUUGGGCGUGGAAUACUGUGGCAUCAGUUCUUCCAGUUGUCUGGGAUGACGAAUUGUCAAUGGAUCAACCCCUCAAUUAUGUAGGACAGACAAUACAAUUUGGUAUUUACAUUGAAGACGCUAUUCUCACCCUGAAGACGAUGGAGACAAUCAAGGAAUCAUUCACCCACAAAUCGAUGAAAAUAAGAUAUCGACCUUUUCUCACUCUGAAAUUAUCAGGAGUUGUGGCAGAAGCUGUGCAGCAGGGAAUAACAGUCACGGCAUACAGAAUGGGAAUUGGUAAUGUACAGUUGUCCCCCAGAGGCAACUGCAGCUGUGGAUUUGUCGAGGUGAAAGCUAAUGCUGAAUUACCACUGUAUUUAUUUGCUGGCAAUUCCAUAAAUAAUUACUUGAAGGACACUCUGUUCGAUGAUAACUUCACCAUCACUCGAUUAAUUACCAAAGAUUACAAUGAUGAUAUCCAGGAGAGGCUGUCAUCUGACUCGUCAACUAGAGAAUUCUUCAGGAAUUGUCCAGCCAUCUGCCUGGACUUUGUUCAUGUCAUUCAACUUCCUGAUGACAUCAGACAGGACGAGUUGCUGGAUCUGGCGAGGAAUUUUGAGUACAGCAAUUAUCACGAGAAAGAGUCGGCAAAAUUAUUCAUUGGCAAUGUAUCGAUAAGAAUUUGCUCUGGAUUUAUUCACAGACUUCCAGCAAUCACUGGUGCUAUUGAAAAAUCUGACAUAUUGAACUGCAUUCCUCGUAAAAUCGAGCCAGCAGUCAAUGAAUUGCCACCAGUGACAGUAGAAGAGUACGAGGCACUCAAUGAUUUUGUGCCAAUGACGGAGACAUCAGUGGAGAUUUAUGAUUUAUCGAUUCAAUUUCAAUUGGCUGAUCACAGGAAUAAUUCCAGGAGAAAUAAAUUACCCCAGACUAAACCCCUGGAUUAUCCUCGACUGCUCCUGAAUUUUGAUAAUAUUCAGGGAAAAAUAAUAGCACCGAUGUAUUGUUUCAGGCUAGCAGCUUGUGCAUCGAAGCAGAGGAUUCUGUCUGAUAAAAUGUUGAGGGAGUGUUACAAAAGGAUUGAGGGAGGUAUCAGUGGCUUUACGAGUCUUCUGUACUUGACUGAGAGCUGUCACACGUCCUUGGUGAUGCCCUCCAGCCUGUCAUUCUCGAUGGAGACGCUGAUUUAUCCCCAGUACUGGGUUAAUAUUGAGUCUAUAAAUGUUCCCAGGGUGAUUCAGGAUUGCAGACUCGAUAAUUUGACCAUGACAAGUACAAAAGCGAAGUUCAUGGUGUCCCAGGCGAUUCUCACGUCUUUAUUUCACCCAGAGGCAAUGGGGAAUCCUCUCAUGUGUUCCUCGCUGUUCCAGGAUGCAUUCAACGAGACAAAUGCCACGUACCUGGAGCUGUCGAUUGAGAACAUCAAUUAUUCUUCUAUCAUGCUGUUGGGGUCUUUCACCAAGACCUUGAGUAUUGGGAGCAUCAGGAUUUUUGCCCUGAAUGAUACAGCCCAGGCUUUUGUACUGUCAGGUCCUGAGAAUCCAGAGAAUCUUGACUCCAAAUUGCUGGCAGUGUCUGUGAGAUUCCCCGAGAAUCCAGAGGCGCAGGAGCACGGUGUCAUCAUCAGCCUGAAAAUAUCACAGACUCGAGCAUCAUUGGAUCCUCUUUUUAUCCAUUGGCUUCAGUACCAGAGUAUUUUUUACGAGACUGAUCUAUCGACAGUAUUAUCUGACAAUCAUGGAACCGAGGAAACUUCUUCUGACACAUCCACGAGGAAGAAAACAUUCCCAAGUCUUCAUGAGAACGUGCACAGCCCCUCCGAGAAAGAUCGCAAGUGGAAUUGGAUUCUGGAGUCAUCUAAACCCCAGAGUAAUCAGAAAGAAGUCAAAACUAGAAUUGGAAUAACGAAAAAGGUGACACAUUCGUACUUCUGGUGGAAGAGAAUUGGAUUGAUAUGCAGUGUUGAGCCACUGGUGAUUUAUAUGCCAUCUAGAUCACUCGAUGGCAUCGGAAUGAAUGGACUUGAGGAGGCGAAGGACAGGGCAAUUUUAAAUCCCCAGGAAGACCUUGAGAUUUUUGUUGUGAAAACAGCACACUUGACCCUCCACUCUGCCAAUUUCUCAGCUGAUCAGUUACUAGACGACAACCUGAGCAUCUCCUCGAUUCAUCAGCUGCCCAAUAAUUUCCCCUGGGCCCUGAACAUGAGUGAUUUCCACUGUUACACACUGGGCAGCACUCAGACGAGAGGAAAAUUAAAUUUUCUCAGGAUGGAGUCAUUAAAUGCGACAAUUGAUGCAACAAUUAAACCAAAUGUUAAUUCCUCUGUUGAAUCCAUGAAUACUCUGGGAUUCUGCAUUUACGUGGGCACAUCACCGAUUAAAAUCUCAUGCUCAGAAUCCCAGAUGAGACUUCUGAGUGAAAUAAUCCAGAGAUGUUCCAGAAUUCUCGAGUUGUACGUGAAUCAGUCACCGAGGAAUCGCGAGGAACAGGGAGAUAUUUCAAUCGUUAAUCAGCAACAGGUACUCCAGAGUCCUCCAAUCCUCUGCACCGAGGAAACAGACACGACAUCGACAACGUCAACAUCGAAGAAUGAAUCUGAGGAUGACAAUCCAGUGGUGAUGACAGCCUGGAUCCAGUGGACGAUCACAAAAGUGUCGAUUAAAUUGUAUUCAAUGCAUCCAGUUAGUCAUGUUGAGAGGAAAAUGGUGGUGGAGCUGGAGGAUAUCAUCACGUCUCUCGACUGGCAGCCGAUUUACAUCCAAUUGAAGAACAAAGUCACAACAGCCACUGUAUUCCAUUACGUGAGAUCAGCUCUGAAUGAUUCCUGGCGUCUGGGUGAAUUCUCAGGGAUAAUAAUGUGCCUGGGGGAGCAGGAGGAUCUCGUCAAGGCCGUUGAAGAGGACGACUUCCUGACAAUCACCGUUACCCGAGCUAAAUCAAAUAAUGUCUACAACAAAUGGAGCUAUCACAAACACCAUAAAACCCAUAAAGAUCAUUACACGUACCUAGAUGACCCCUCAAUAUCCAAUUACAUCACGGAGAUUGUCAUAAAACUGCAAAUUCUGGAGGUGAUACUGCCCCUGGACGUCUUAAAAACUUACCUGGAUAUCCUGACGAUAGGAAUUUAUGUAUCCCCACGUUCUCCAGGUUCUCUAUGUUCUUCAAACUCCCCCAUAAAUCCCACACCACGAAAAUCUUUUCCUCUGAUCUACGCCGAUCUCAAGGGAGUGACUCUGGUGUUUCCAGUGUUGACAAAACGAAAUGACCUGCAGCACGAUACAAUUGUCUUCAGAACUGAGAGCAUCAGCAUCAAUCCACAUGCUGAAAAUCCAAUUUGCAGAGUUAUUCUGCGUCCUGAUAUUUAUGAAUUAGCAGCCCAGGGGAAUAUUCUUAGUACUCCGGGUUCAGCUGUCGAGGAUCGUCAGUAUGAGAUAAAGAUAAAUGAGAUUUUGGGGUACAGCACGUCGUGGAUUCAUCGCCAGGUGAAUCUUACAAAGAGGAAUGCUCAGGCGUCGCUUUAUACGAUGAAUGAGAAUCCAGCACUCGAGUGGAACAAUAUGACAGACACUGGGGAGAAUAUUGAAGCUCAAUGCUUGUCCUUGACGUCUAAUUUCGAUGUAUGUUGCAUUGUUGCACCACCGAUAAUCUAUAAAUCAGAGACAAUUGUGUGUGGAAAAGCUGUGGAGAUCACUUGUCUCAGUGAUAUCGAUAUUGCUGUCAACCUAGAGCAGAUUAAGCUCAUGAAUAUUCUGGUUGAGCAGCUGGUGGAGUUAUCACAAGGCCCUGACGACCUAGAGGAGGUGGUCAACCGAGGAAAUGGGGAGAAUUCACAGCAGCUGGUGGAUUCACCUGUUAAGGAGGGAAAUGAUAGACAUCUGGAUAAUCAUGGGGAAUAUGGACAGGACAGUGGAGUCGAUGUUGACAUGUCAUCUACAGAUGUUGGCUGCCACUUGCGCUCGCACUCCAAGAAUCCAAUGAUUCUCCCCUUCGAGUACCUCAUGAACUUCGGAAAAAUCUCAGUCACGAUUUACGAAAAUCUCAGGACGAAGUCAAUUAAAAAUUCAAGUAUUUAUCCAUUAAUUCAUCUCCUGGUGAAUCAACCAAACACUUACAUUUCUCAGCAAAAUGUCACGAGAAUUUUUCAGAUCAACUGCUUCGAUCUAUCUGUUUCCUUUCCUGAUGAGGGCAGAGCGAUGGAGACUGUCCCAACACCUGGGGAUUUCAAGAGAAUGUUAAUAGAGACAAAGAGUGGAGAUCCUCAUCCCAACACGGGCAUCCCCCCAUCAUUCGUCAUCAUAAAAAUUCAAACAGACGUCAACAAGAAAUUAAUAAACAUCGACAUGGGUCGACCCACGAGGGUGAAUUUGUCGUUGCCACUGAUGGAUCUCAUAGAUUCCACGAGGGAGAAGCUGUCCAACUGCUUCAAGAGCCCCAUGAGCUCCAGAGGUGAAGAAUCUCCAGAAUCUCCAGGAAAAAUUCAAGAAACUGGUGUUCUACAUCUUCCAAACGUCAAUAUCACAACAAAACAGGUGGUCCUGGCCCUUAAAUGUGAUUCCACGUCUGAAUUAAUCGUCUCGUUGUCUUCAUUGUCAGCAGGAAUGACGAGUAGACCGAGAAAAAUGAGUGGAAACCUGAAUUUAUCAUCAGCGAUGAUAACAACGAAUGUUUAUAGGAAUUAUCGAGUAUUUCUGAAUCCAAUGUCAUGUCACUGUGGGAUUAAUGUCAGCUGGGAGCCCUGGCACGAUCCGCAGGACAUCCCUCAGACGAGGAUUCAGGUCUAUAGUGAUCACAUUCAUCUGGACAUUGGUCCUGAGCAGCUGCGAGUCCUCAGGAGCGUUCAGAGAGACCUGGAGAGUCUGUCAGAUAAAUUCAUCAGUCCCUCAAACGUUGAAACUCAUCAGCGAAAGGUAUCGAGUGCUGAACAGCAUUAUCAGGACGACCUGAAAGUCGGUGCCUUCCAGUUCAUCGAUGGAACAGCUGACGAUAUGCCUCUACCCUAUCAAGUAAUAUUUUCACAGCAUCCGAAUCAAUCCAUGGUCUGGCGUUAUCCCCAGCCGAGAAUUCUCACUCGUCUUCAUGUGAAUUCAAUUCUUCAAUCGAUCAUCGAAGAUAAUGAGAUCGAAUUCGAGGGAAUUCUCUGUGUUAUCGAGUUCUGGAGUGAAUCGUUGUCGUCGUAUCAGAGAUACAUCGAAUUUCCCAUUAUGGAGAUCCAGAAACCGACGUUCAAACUGCCGAAUAAAUUCCCCACUAGAGCUGUCGCUUGUGUUUGGAGAUUGACUCUUCAUUCUGGAGAUUUAGACUCGAGAAAUCUCGCUGGAUCGCUCAGGAUCGAUUCGUAUUUCAAUUCCUCGUUGAUAUCUGGUGUGGAAGUCACUAUGAAUGUCAAAGCCAUUGAUUUAUCGUUUUAUAAUCAGAUCGAUACAUCUGUUUAUCGAAAUUUAUCAGCACCAUUGGAACAUUUCAGAUUAAACAAUAUUGUACCCAGCACCCAGUGUUUCUCCAUCGUUAGACAACGAAAUGUACUUUUUGUUUUUAACAAAUGGGAGGACUCGCUGCUUGUGGAUUUGUCUGGGAGUCUCUCCGUCGAAAUAAUGGAUUACGCUUACCUCAGGAUGCAGACGUUCCUGGAGGAGGUGUCUGGGAAGAUUCAAGUAUCGAAAUCCGAUCAUACGAAUGUAGUUAUGAUGUGGCAGGAGGUAUCCCUCAGGUUUGGCCCGGAGAUUUCUCACACGUUGACGCUGUCCUUUAACCUGUGGAGAUCUGCACUGGAGGGUGAUGAGAGGAUCCUGAGAAAUGAUGGUGUUAUCCUGAGUAGAAUUGUCGUUGCCAACAGCUGUAAUGUCCCUGUGAGAUUUGGCCAGAGCAAAUCACCUGAUGAUAUCCUCCUGCAGACGUCUGAUUGCUAUUUUUACAGCUGGUGUCAUAAUGACAAUCAAAGCAUGAGAAUUGCUAUGAAGAGCACUGGCUGGAUCUGGAGUCGUCCAUUCAACGUCAGGUGCGACGGCAUUCGAAGAAUUAUAUUUGAUAAAUCUUAUAACUCUGGUGUUCAUGUCAACAUAAAGUCACUCUCUCCGACUCAGAAGCUGAUAAAUUUCUGUGGACAAUUGAUAAUCUGCAAUUCUCUAGUUGAGGACUUUGAGUUGAGACUCCUGAGGUACGAUAAUUCCUCAAAAUCACGUAAAAUCAUCUACGAGGAUGGCUCUUACGUCCUGACGAGUGCAAAACCCUUGUCAAUGGUGAUAGAUGAGAAAGAUUAUUUUGCGAUUAGAUUGAGAUUUUCAAAAUCAACGAAUUCCUGGACUGGUGAUAUUCCCCUCCAUGCGAAUGCCAAGUGUGAUCAGCCCUGGCUGGUGAAGGUGCCUCACCAGGGGCGAGACAAAUUUCUGAGCAUCUGGGUGAGGAUUAUCCAAGAAUCCACAGACAAUGGACGAAUUCUCGUGAUCCUGAGUCCUCUCUACGUCAUAAGAUCAUUUCUCCCUGUGGAAGUUGGAGUUAAAGUCGAAACACCGACUCUCUCAUCGUCAUUUGACACUACAAUACCUGGUUGUGGAGAGCUCCAGCAGGUGAACUGCCCUGGCACUUUCGAGAACUUCCACCAGCUGACAUUCCACAGUGGCUACGAGAUCUCAACACUCCAGACAUCGAUACCCAUUUCCUACAACUGUGUGGACCAAAGGAAUUUUUUUAAAAGACCCCUAAAAGAGGAUAUCGAUCAGAUCCUGGAGGAUCUUAUCUCGUGGAGGGCGAGAUCUCCCUGGCCCAAGGACGAGGACGAGAACACCUGGAGGGCUGUCAAGCAGGGCAGAACCCACGCAUUUGUCAGAUAUCAGGACGCUGGAAUAGUCUCCAGUACUUUAUUAUUUGAAAUUCGCCCCUGGUGCUACAUGAUGAACUCCUCAGGAAGAUCCCUAUCCAUUAUUUCAACGAGUGAUCAUCUUGUGGAGAUUCCCCACCUGGGGGUGGCAGCACCCCCCAAGCUUGAUGGAAUAUUUCACAUCCAGAUAGAAAUUGAGGAUGAGUUGUACGAUUCGCCACCUCUGCAGCUGGCAAGCUCAGAGUGGAAUCGAGGAUUCAUAAUGCCCCAGAUAUCUGGAUUAAUUCCUGUGGAUGGAACCAUCAAGGUCAAUAUUGAUUGUGGAACCAGAGGCACCUGCUGUCUAGUCGUUAAUUCCAGUGUUCAGGAGGAGAUCAGGACAAUCAGAGUGAUGAGCAGUCACAUCUUCUGUAAUUUUACAAAUCACAGGCUGAUAAUAUCGACUCUAUCAGCUUGUCCAUCGUCCUCUGGUGUCCAUAUCCCGGAGAAUCUGGAUUUAUCCAGCAGAGAGUGUCUUCCAAGCUCCCUGAAGAAGGAGGGAAUACCGAUAUCCCAGUGGCAUCACUUGACAGAGCCUGAAACCCCGGGGAAGAACCAGAUCCCCUUUAUCCUCCUCAACGCAGGAUUCGGCUGGUCUUGUCCAUCACGAGUCGAGCAGGGAAUCAGUAGAAACUGCCUGGCAAUUCCUCUGGAUGAUUCGUCAAUUCCAAUCGUGAUAACAACUCAGAAGGACAAGGACGUGACGUACGUCGUUGCCUCUUACGACGAGCAUCCCCAGUUAUUGAUAAUCAACAAGUGUUCAUUCGAUCUGAUAAUUAGACAGUCCAACUCUUCCAGGUGUAGUUUUGAGGUGGAUUCACCGCCAUUUUCGUGGUCCUGUUGUGUACCCAGUGGUAAAUCUCGUUAUUACACAACACCAAAUGUUGGGAGAUUGAUUCCAGAUGCAGCAAAUGCCAGAGAGACCAAGUGCUUCCUCCAUUUAUCAUCGAAAGACAACGACUGGUUCAAAAUCAUUGACCUCCCAGUGGAAAAACCCAUAAGAUUCGAUCAGUACCUCCAGAUCGAUACCCAGAGAGACCUGAAGAUCAUGGUGGAGAGCAGGGGACACACAGUUCACAUAAAUAUCGAGCCAAAAUCAGAGAUUGAGGUGUCAGUGAAAGACAUUAGGAGUCGUCUGGUGUUAGAGGGGAUUUCUCCAAGAUCCAGUGAUCAUAAUCGACCAGCAGAAGUUGCAGGGAUCAUCGAGAACCCAUCGAUUUGUCUGACAGAUGGCCUCUUCGAUGAGAAAAUUCCCCUGAAGUGCCCCGACGAAGAUGACGAGAAAUUCCUGACUCUCUACAUCAAGGGAAUCAAUCUGGCAAUCAGUUUGGACACUGCUGACAGCAACCAGAGGAUCGAAGUCGCCACUUUCUAUCUUUUGCACACGAUAAUAAAUAUCACGUCAACAAUGAAAUGCCUCAGCCUUGGAAUUAUGAUUGGUGAUCUUCAGUUUGACAAUCAGAUGUUCGAUCAGGGGGGAUUUGACUUCCCUGUGGUCCUCAUAUCCCAGAAACCGUCGAUCAAACUCGAGAAGAGUUUUGUCAGUUCGUCCCUCGAGAACUGCAUGUCUGAGCUGCGGAAGGGAUCUCUUUUCAGUCUGGAAUGCCUUUGGGAGAGGAUCGAUGGGAGAAAUGCCUGCAAAAAUGUACACGUGAGAAUUUCACCGAUCAAUAUUUACAUCGAGGACAAAUACGUCACGCAAUUACUGGAGUAUGCCACUUCGAUGGUGCGUCCCUGCUGUAUCAUGUCUGGUGAUUCUAUAAUUCUUCAAUCUCUCGUUGCUAAAGAAACGAUAAAUAUUCCUACGAAUGUUAUUAUUGACGCGGGAAUCAUGAGUUCUCCUUUGAGAAUUCAGGGCCUGAUGAUCGAGCCUAUUUCUAUUCUCCUGAGUGUUCACACUUCGGUGAGACUGUACGUCGCCCUGGACCACUCGCCUCUCCACUUCGGGGUCUUUGAAAGAGAGAAUUUAUUCACAACACCUUAUAGACUAGGGAAUGCCCUGACGAUGCAUUAUCUGUCUGGUGCGAUUUUUGGUGCUGGAUGGGUGGUGGGAUCACUGGAGAUUCUGGGAUCACCAGGUAGUUUUGCCCAGGCCCUGGGCUCUGGUCUUAAGGAUUUCAUUGCUCUACCGUUUCAGGGACUCCUUCAGGGCCCUUGGGGAUUUAUCGUUGGCAUCACUCAUGGCUCUGCCAGUCUCAUGAAGAACAUCACUGCUGGAACAGUCAAUUCUGUUACCAAAUUGGCAUCGAGUGUUGCUAGAAAUUUGGACAGACUCACUCUCGACGAAGAGCAUCUGCAAAGACAGGAGGAGUCUAGGAGGAUGAGACCACAGGGCAUGGCGCAGGGAUUGUAUCAGGGACUCACUGGUUUUGGAAUCAGCAUCUUGGCAGCUGUGGCUGGACUUGCACAUCAUCCUCUUCAGAAUUUAUUGAAUGGUGAGACGAGUGCCAAGGGGUUGAUGACUGGUGUGGGACUUGGACUCGUGGGUGUUGUUACCAAGCCUUUAUCAGGUGCUGCUGAACUUGUCGCACUCACUGGUCAGGGACUUCUCCAGAGGACUGGGUGGAAUUCGUUGCCAUCUGCCAGGAGGGCAUCUGUUUCUGGGAAUUUUCCCAGGGGAUCAUUGUCCACUAGGUACAUCUGGAGACUUGCAUCUCUGAUGCUCAAGAAUUGUGAUAAUAUUUUGUACCUGGCUGAUGCUGAUUUCGUCGACAACAAGGGGAACGAGUGUCAGGUAACUGUUUUGAUCACCAGGCAUGAUCUUGUUGUUGUUAAUAAAAGUGAGGACAAGGUCUACAAGAUGUUUGCCCUGAAGGAGUUGAGUCUGGGGGAGGACUUGGGGGAUGACAACUGCUUGAGGAUAAGCUACUCCGUUGGACACCAGCAGAAGUAUAUGUCGGAAACACCUAGCGAGAGACUGGAGAUGGAUCACGAGAUGAGAAGUAGAGUCGAGCAAUAUGUCAUCAGUAGUUCUGGACUUGUCAGUCUUGAUGGAGAUAAUCAGGGAGUUGUGCAGGGAAAUUAUUCCAUCGAUUUUUCUGUUAAUUCACUCAAUUUUUAUUUGAGGAAUGACGAGAGAAAUUAUCUCAGGAGUCUUGUGAGAAUUGUUAAGAGGCAGAGUCAGGGAAUCGAUUUUACGGUUUUGUGAGAACUUUUUGUAAUUAAUAUACUAUUAUUUUAUGAGAGAGUGUGUUGUAUAGAGAGUGAAUUGAUUGUUAUUGAUCAUUUUUAUUGUCUAAAUAUUUAAGUAAAAAAUAUAUUCAAUUUUUUACACAGUUCUCAGUCUUUUUAUU
Molecule: messenger RNA, 11239 nt
Organism: Fopius arisanus
Lineage: Eukaryota; Metazoa; Arthropoda; Insecta; Hymenoptera; Braconidae
Gene: Vps13B
Product: vacuolar protein sorting 13B
Exons: 2
Coding region: 199-11094 (3631 amino acids)
Source: RefSeq, a predicted model, not a curated record